AGCUCACUAUAACUUCGGUCGAGAGAAUCCCUUCUUUUUUAAAUAGGAUUUUAUUUUGAAACAUUUCCUGGAACUUGUUGUGGAGGAUUCAGUGAUUCAGUUGUAGUUCCUGCCAUCUGGUGGCACUUUUUAUGUUACUACGACAACAUUUCGGCUGGGACAUGAACAGACACAGUGACUGAAAUAAUAGUAAUAAUGAUAAAAAUAGGACAAGAAUAACGUGAUGACAUCACACAGAUCAUGAAAGACGACCGGGGAUGAUUGGUGUGGAACAUCGUGUGGUGUGUCAUGUCUGUCGGCCGGCCGAGUCACGGCAUGAAUUUAUGACUCCACACUCACCUAAUCUGACAUCGUGACCAUCAGAAAGGACAGAAAUAUCAUGUAGUGUGAGCCCGGCAUAAAAAGAAGGGGACCAAGAACAGAACCCUGAGGAGCUGUCCCAGUCAUCUCAUCUGAUCUGAAACACCAUCAUCACAUCUACUGAUCUUCCAGCAUGGCUAACACAGACUCUGUCAAUGUGCGGGUCCUCUCUCUGAACUGCUGGGGGAUCCGCUAUCUUAGCAAACACUGUCCUCAGCGCUAUGCCAUGAUUGGAGAUAUGUUGUGCAGAGAAGAGCAUGAUAUUGUCUUACUGCAAGAGGUGUGGAGUGAGAAAGACUAUCUCUCCUUGAAAAAGAAACUCGCCUGUUGUCAUCCUCACUCUCAUUAUUUCAAAAGCGGAGUCAUCGGCAGUGGACUCGCCAUUUUCUCCAAACACAGAAUCCAUGAUACAUUUCUUUUUCGCUACUCACUGAACGGUUAUCCUUACAUGGCUCACCAUGGCGACUGGUUUGGAGGUAAAGCUGUUGGGAUGGCUGUCUUAAGCAUUGGCAGUCUGACUACAAACGUCUACGUGACUCAUCUGCAUGCAGAGUACUGCAGAGACAAGGACUCUUAUCUACCUCACAGAGUGGUUCAGGCCUGGGAGCUGCAGCAGUUCAUUCGCCACACCUCAGCUGGAGCAGAUGUGGUGAUUCUAGGUGGUGACCUCAACAUGCACCCUCAGGACCUCGGCAACAGACUACUGAGGUCUUACACUGGACUCAAAGACUCUUAUUUAGAGACGGCUAAAUUUGAUGGGUGUGAGGACGGUAUCACUUUAAUAGCUGACAACCCUUUCAUCAAUAAAAAGGAGCUUUGUCCCUUUGAGAAGGGAAUUCGGAUCGACUACAUCCUGUUCAAGGGUUCUCCCAAAACGGACAUCUACUGUGAUUUCAUGUCCACCACCAACGGCUCCGUCCCUGAUCAUCCAUUCCCGUACUCCGACCAUGAGGCUCUUACUGCUGGGUUUAGGCUGGAGACACACACUCCAACUGAGACAGGAAGUGACAGGCAACCAAAGAAUCAGGACUCCGCUGCAGUCAUGUCUUCAGUGAAGGUGGCCGAGCUGGUGGACAUCGUGACAGAGGCCCGUACAGAAGUCAAAGUGGGUCUGCACUGUGCUGAGAGGAUGCGCUACACAGCCACACGCACCGGAGUGAUGGGCUUGGCUCUGCUGUUCCUGGAGCUGGCCAUCGCCGCCGUGCCCUGGUUGGCCCUGGGAGCAGAGCAACCUUUCCCUCGUACAUCCUUCUACCUGCUGGCCGCAUUGUGCUUCGCCAUCCUGCUGACCACCUUCCUGCUGUACAUCUUCUACACAAUGGAGCUGAAAUCUCUUCAAGGGGCUGAAGACCAGAUGAGACUUGCUGUAGGAAGUCUGCAGGAGAAGCUCAGGGGCUUUCCUUUGGCUCAGCCCCACAGCACCCAGCGGAGGCCCCCAGAGGGUCAUGAGCCCAGCGCUUUUGACCCAGAGGAAUAAAACAGGAGCCAACUGGGUCAAAGUGGGCUCACUGGAAGGAAGCCUUUGAAGUGAGCUUAAAGAUGGAUGUUUGAAGGAGGCAUUUAUCCUCUGAAUGUGUUUUAUGCUCUUGAGAUUAAGUACUGCUGAAUGAAGGAGUUCUUGAAGGACGUUUCUGAAAGUCGUGCAGGACACAUGCUUUGACCUUUUUUUAUACUUUUUAUAUACUCGUCUUUAGCCUUUUUUUACCCCUAGACCUCCCUCUAUGCACCUCAGCAAACACACUUCCUGUUACACAGUGUGAUACAUCUGUGCUACUGCUGUUCUUAAAGGUCACGAACUUGACCGUUUGUGUUUCUUAAGCAUGAGGUCUGACCUGCAUUCCACCCACCAGUAGUUUUAGUGGGACCAGUUGUUUCUGUUUAGAAUUUCAUGCUUCCCCUUUUGCGAUUUGGAGAGUCCACCAAAUAAUCAUAGAUGGUCCAGACAGCUUGCUGCUUUACUUUAAGGUCCAGUGUGUAGGAUUUAGUGUGUUUUUAUUUAGUGUAUAAUCACCUGAAAAUAAGAGUCGUAUGUAUUCGUUACAUUAUAACGAUCUAAUUAUUUUUACAUAGGGAGCGAGUUCUCGUCCUCGGAGAUCGCCAUGUUGCACCACCAUGUUUCUAUGGUGGCUUAGAACGGACAAACCAAACAUUAGCUCUAGACAGGGCCAAUCGUGUUUUCGUGUCAGCCACUGUAGUGAGCAGCCCUUCUGCGAUGAGCCAAACAGCGUCGGGAAAACACUGAUUUUUAAUGUGAAACUGCUUUAUUCAGUGUUUUUACUGGUUUAAAUCACCUGGUCCAUUUGUUUCGGAGAGGACGAGACCUCUGCGGAUAAUCCGGCUCCCAAAAAACCUCCUGAACAAUGAAACACUGAAGGAAUCCUCACAGGGAGUUCACGUGGCACUUAGUUGGUUGCAGUUUUUAACCUCACCACUAGAUGGCACUAAAUCCCACACACUGCUCCUUUUAAAGAAAGAAGCCCAGUGGUCUCCACCGCACAGAGGAUACACACUCCGAAUGUUAGAGGUUUACAUUUCUUGGUCUGUAACAUUUUAUCUCUGCAGGACAGAUUGUCGACAGCCUCCAGUAGCACUUAGAAACAAAGACUCUCAUGCACAAGUUCAGACUUUUCAGUAGCUCCCCUGUAGGAAAAGGGACAGACUCUAUCUGCAUGCCUCACGUUCACUGUCUUGUACUGGAAAGUAUUUUUAUGUUAGACAAUCGACACUCCUCUUUCCCAUAAUAUAACAGUGGGAUUUUACAUAAGAUAUUCUGUCAUGUACUUCUAACUUUGACCUAAUUUGAUCACGUGAAUUAUUUAAAAGAAAAAAACAUCAUGUACUGUAGAAGAAUGUAAAUGCUUAAUAUAUCUUUAGUGUGCAGUGCACUUAGCUGACUAACCAGGUAAACCACUUCCUUUUAUGUAAGAUAGGACAUUACUUAAUGAUACAUAUCGCUGUGAGACAGUGUUAUGACUCAGCAGAAAGCAAACAAUGAUUGAUCAUUUUUAAACCUUUAACCUCAAUAUUGGAAAAGCAUUUGGUAGUUGUUCAUGUCAUAAAGGUAAAAUAAUUUAAAUAAACACCUGAUGUUCAUUCCAACAGGAAAACUGUAAUGGGCAUGACUAUGAAAGCAAUAAUAAAGACUUUCUACUCAC
Molecule: messenger RNA, 3515 nt
Organism: Epinephelus moara (kelp grouper)
Lineage: Eukaryota; Metazoa; Chordata; Actinopteri; Perciformes; Serranidae
Gene: smpd2b
Product: sphingomyelin phosphodiesterase 2b
Exons: 11
Coding region: 494-1837 (447 amino acids)
Cellular component (GO): cytoplasm
Molecular function (GO): sphingomyelin phosphodiesterase activity
Source: RefSeq, a predicted model, not a curated record